AGAACAUUCAUCUUAUCGUUUCUUUAGUUGAAGUGAGCUUUAUGUGAAACGGAAACAAAUACUCAUCUGAUGAGUGCUGGGUACAUAAAUAUAUUUUGGUUUGAUGAUAUCUACCGAUAUCAAUUUUGUGGUAAAAAUCGGUGUUGAUAUAAAUAUAGGCGCAGUUAUUCAUUUGUAUUCUCUAGAAGUUACAACUCAUUUUCAGAAUGAAAGGAAUACUGUCUGUUUUUAUUGCAUUUCUGGUCGCCCUAGGAAAUGCGAUACCAUUUGAAUAUGGAGAUCACGAUCCAGACUGUCCCUUUCCCGAUUCAGGUUCUGCGGUGUUCUACCCAUAUCCAUAUGACUGCGCCAAAUUCUACGAAUGCGCACAGGGAAAGAAGAUUCUGAAGGAUUGCGCGCCAGGAACUCUCUGGGAUGUCACUUUGAACACUUGCAAUGACGAAUACAGAGUAACUUGCUCUCAAGUGGUAAGCUCUUCGACUACAGACAGAUCAUCACCCCCACCUGUACCUACAAACGGAACUACAUCUCCCCUUACCACACCCACUACAUCACCACCAACUCCAACUACAACCAUAGGUACAACACCACGACCUGAAACUCCAACCACAUAUCCACCAACACAGCCUACAACAACUACGUCUCAACCUACAUCAAUACAGCCUACAACUACUACAGCUCCUUCGACUAUUGAUCCUAGCGGGCUCUGUGAGGACCAACCGAAUGGUACCUACCUACCUUAUCCAGGAGACAGAAAAAGAUACAUAGAAUGUGUUUACCAUCACACUUACGUUUAUGUUUGUCCCGGGAUCACCUUCUGGGACCAAAGCAUACUGAACUGUGUCUGAGUCAAAUAUCAAAAGACAGAAUAAAUAUACUUUCAUUGAAGCAGUAAUCA
This is a messenger RNA of Phaedon cochleariae (mustard beetle), 898 nucleotides long. Lineage: Eukaryota; Metazoa; Arthropoda; Insecta; Coleoptera; Chrysomelidae. The record is from the annotation of a GenBank genome assembly.